This is a messenger RNA of Marmota flaviventris (yellow-bellied marmot), 1979 nucleotides long. RefSeq names its product LIM zinc finger domain containing 2 (gene Lims2). Gene Ontology annotation, biological process: cell-cell adhesion; cell-cell junction organization; positive regulation of integrin-mediated signaling pathway. Lineage: Eukaryota; Metazoa; Chordata; Mammalia; Rodentia; Sciuridae. The record is from RefSeq and is a predicted model, not a curated record. Gene Ontology annotation, cellular component: focal adhesion; cell-cell junction; cytoplasm.
AUCCUUUCUAUUUGGAGUUGACUCUGCUGCCCUUUGGAGAUCCCAGCGUGUAACCAGAGCUCCUGUCCCGCGGGGGAGGCGCCGCACGCCCGUCCCGUCGCGGUGCCUGGCGGAGGUGGCUGCGCCCGCCCGCCGCGUCUUCGCUCCCAGGCCGGUGGUCCGACGCCACAUCCGCCAGGUCGCCUGCGUCCACGACGAUUAGGCGGUGGCCCCAAGUCAUGGCUGCCCGGCUAGGCGCGCUCGCCGCGUCGGGGCUGUACAGGAGGCGCCAGCACCGGCAGAGCCCGCCAUCAGCUACCCCAGGCAACAUGUCUGACGCCUUGGCCAACGCCGUGUGCCAGCGCUGCCAGGCCCGCUUCGCGCCCGCGGAGCGCAUCGUCAACAGCAACGGGGAGCUGUACCACGAGCACUGCUUCGUGUGUGCCCAGUGCUUCCGGCCCUUUCCCGAGGGGCUCUUCUAUGAGUUUGAGGGCCGGAAAUACUGCGAACACGACUUCCAAAUGCUGUUUGCCCCGUGCUGCGGAUCCUGCGGCGAGUUCAUCAUUGGACGCGUGAUCAAGGCCAUGAACAGCAACUGGCACCCGGGGUGCUUCCGCUGUGAGCUGUGUGAUGUGGAGCUGGCCGACCUGGGCUUUGUGAAGAACGCGGGCAGGCACCUGUGCCGACCUUGCCACAACCGUGAGAAGGCCAAGGGCCUAGGAAAGUACAUCUGUCAGCGGUGCCACCUGGUCAUUGAUGAGCAGCCCCUCAUGUUCAGGAAUGACGCCUACCACCCAGAUCACUUCAGCUGUACCCACUGUGGGAAGGAGCUGACUGCCGAGGCCCGGGAGCUGAAGGGUGAGCUCUACUGCCUACCUUGCCAUGACAAGAUGGGGGUCCCCAUCUGUGGGGCCUGCCGCCGGCCCAUUGAGGGCCGUGUGGUCAACGCGCUGGGCAAGCAGUGGCACGUGGAGCACUUUGUCUGUGCCAAGUGUGAGAAGCCAUUCCUGGGCCACCGACACUAUGAGAAGAAGGGCCUGGCCUACUGCGAGACCCACUACAACCAGCUCUUUGGGGAUGUCUGCUACAACUGCAGCCAUGUGAUCGAGGGUGAUGUGGUGUCUGCCCUCAACAAGGCCUGGUGUGUGAACUGCUUCUCCUGCUCCACCUGCCACAGCAAGCUCACCCUGAAGAACAAGUUUGUGGAGUUCGACAUGAAGCCGGUAUGUAAGAAAUGCUACGAGAAGUUCCCGCUGGAGCUGAAGAAGCGGCUGAAGAAGCUCUCAGAUCUGACGUCCCGCAAGGCCCAGCCCAAGUCCGUGGAUGUCAACUCUGCCUAAAGGCUCCCCAGUUGCCUGGCCCCCUUCUCCUGGCCGCCUCCCACUUCUCCACUCUUUCCUUCUCUCAGCCCCGUCCCCUGCCUUCUGCCCUCUCCCCACUCACCAGGGCCUCCCUCCCAUCUGGUCUGGGUCUGUGUGCUCCAGCACCUCCCUCCUUGGCCAUCCUCUCCUUCCUCUUCUGUGCAGAGGCCUGAUCCGCACCUGACAGCCACUUCCACCUGUGCCCCUGACCUGUCCUGCUCUGCAGGGGUCUUCUUGGCACUCACUCUGCUAUGGAGCCUCAGCCCGAGUGGCACGUGGAGCACCCACGGCCAUCAGGCCCAGGCAGGCGGAGGCUUCUGGGGCGGGGGACACCACUCUUCAAUCCCACAGUCAGUCACUCAAUCACGUAGGGUCCCUCUGCUCAUCCUGGGCCAUGCCCACCCACAAACCGGCUGGAGGGACGUGGCCCCAGCCCCUCCCCUACUCCAGGACCCUCUCUGACAUCUUGUCUCGGCCGCCCUCCUCAAGCUGUGGUUCCCCUCUCCUCAAACCCAGGAUCUACGCUGAGCCUCUGGGCAUGGCCUGGGGGCCAGGAGGUGGUGGAGUGAGAGGCGGCUCUCUCCCACUUCCAGGGCGGACCCUUCCUCCGUGGCCAGCUUAGACCUGGCCGUGGGGCUC